AGAGAAGUUAUCUACACCCGUUAAACCUUCUCCAUUUGAAUGCAAAAUCCGUUUAUCAAAAGAAAAACCCUUCUGUAUUUAACAGUCACUGUGGCUGAGCGGAAGUGGAGGAACUGAGAGACAUGGGGUUUUAGGGCUUUGAACUCCAACUCUCAUGGAAGCUCUCAAAUCCUCGGGUUUCGGCAUUUGCCUCUCUGCUUCCUUCUCUCUCCCGAUAAGACCACCCGCUAAGCUCACGCCUUUCACCGUCUGCUCCGCCAGCAAAUGGGCCGACCGUCUCCUCCCCGACUUCCAAUUCACCACCACCGACUCUCUUCCUCUCUCCCCAACCACCGCCACUCUCUCUCCUCCUCCUCCUCAAUUCGCUCCUCCAGAGCGCUACGUCUCCAUCCCCAUUGACUUCUAUAAGGUAUUAGGAGCUGAGACUCAUUUCUUGGGAGAUGGUAUCAGGAGGGCUUAUGAAGCUAGGGUUUCCAAGCCGCCUCAGUAUGGGUUCAGCUCUGAUGCAUUGAUCAGUCGUAGGCAGAUUCUGCAAGCAGCUUGCGACAUCCUAUCCGACUUUACGUCUAGAAGAGAAUACAACCAAAACCUCGUUGAAGACGAGGAAAGUACUAUAGUCACAGAAGUUCCCUGGGACAAGGUUCCUGGAGCUCUCUGUGUCUUACAAGAAGCAGGGGAGACUGAAAUAGUGCUUCACAUUGGAGACAGAUUGCUCAAAGAGAGAUUGCCUAAGUCGUUCAAACAGGAUGUCGUGCUGGCGAUGGCGCUUGCUUAUGUUGAAGUUUCAAGGGAUGCCAUGGCAUUGGAGCUGCCUGAUUUUAUUAGAGGCUGUGAGAUGCUUGAGAGAGCUUUGAAGCUGCUGCAGGAGGAAGGGGCCAGUAUUCUGGCACCAGAUUUACGAGCACAAAUUGAUGAGACAUUGGAAGAGAUCACACCACACUGUGUUCUGGAGCUUCUAGCCUUACCUCUUACUGAUGAGUAUCUGAGUAGAAGGAAAGAGGGUCUUCGAGGUGUGAGCAAUGUUUUAUGGUCUGUUGGUGGAGGGGGAGCAGCAGCAGUUGCUGGAGGAUUCACACGUGAAGAUUUUAUGAAUGAAGCCUUCUCACGCAUGACAGCAGCCGAGCAGGUUAACCUGUUCAUGGCCACCCCUAAUAAUAUCCCGGCUGAGAGUUUUGAAGUUUAUGGAGUGGCUCUUGCUCUUGUAGCAGAAGCCUUUGUGGGCAAAAAACCUCAUCUCAUACGAGAUGCUGAAAAUUUAAUUCAACAACUUCAGCAAGCUAAGAUAGUAAGUCUAGAAAAUUCCAUCUCUUUCUCUCCUCUGAAAGAAAACCGUGAGACAGACUUUGCUCUGGAAAGGGGUCUUUGUUCUCUGCUUGUGGGAGAACUGGAUGAGUGUCGCAUGUGGUUGGGCCUUGAUAAUGAUAGCUCACCGUAUAGAAAUCCAUCUAUUGUAGAGUUUAUUAUGAAGAAUUCAGAGAAUGACAAUGAUAAUGAUCUUCCUGGGCUUUGUAAGUUGUUGGAGACAUGGUUGAUUGGAGUAGUUUUUCCCAGAUUCAGAAACACGAAAGACAUACAAUUCAGACUUGGAGAUUACUAUGAUGAUCCUACAGUUCUGAUGUACUUGGAAAGGCUUGAGGGAGUUCAUGGUUCGCCCUUAGCUGCAGCAGCAGCUAUAGCAAGAAUUGGGGCGGAGCAUGUAAAAGCUAGUGCAAUUCAGGCAUUGCAAACAGUUUUUCCUCUUGGCCGCGGAGAUAAAGUCUUAGAAAAGACAAGUGGAAAGGAAGCAUUGCAGAAGAUGUCUCCUUUUGGUCAUGUAGAUGAGAGUUUGAGACCUGGAGGCGAGAGGAAUGACAUCCUUACGGUUGAAAGUGAGGAGCCUUUGGGAGAGACUGAUCUAGAUGAUUCUCUCCUCAAAGCCAAGGUUCAAAAAGGAAAAGCUGAUGAUAUAUAUGAAGAAGAAUCAAUUACCGACAGAAUCAAAGAUGCUAGUUUGAAGAUUAUUUGUGGUGGUGUGUUGAUUGGAAUGAUAACCUUGGUUGGACUGAAAUCUUUACCAGCUAAGAAUGCUGCUCGCAUCCUUCAUAAGGAAACUGGUUCAACCAUGGAAUCUGAUAUUGGUAAUGUAGGGUCCUUAGUAGAUGAAAGUUCUGAGGAGAAACUACCCAAAAUGGAUGCUAGGUUUGCUGAAGAUAUAGUGUGCAAGUGGCAGAACAUUAAAUCCGAGGCUUUUGGGCCUAACCACCGCCUGGAAAAGUUGCCUGAGGUUUUGGAUGGUCGGAUGUUGAAGAUAUGGAGGGAUAGAGCAGCUGAAAUUGCACAGCUUGGUUUGGUGUAUGACUACACUCUGUUGAAAGUAACCAUUGACAGUGUGACUGUCUCGGCAGAUGGAUGCCGCGCUGUGGUGGAAGCAGCUCUUGAAGAGUCUGCUAGCCUGACAGACACAGCCCAUCCAGAAAACAAUGCCUCAAAUUUCAGAACCUACACGACAAGAUACGAGAUUUCUAGGUCCAAUUCAGGAUGGAAAAUUACGGAAGGAUCUGUGCUCACAUCAUAAUCAGAUAAGUACGUCAUCGGUGUAAAUGUCAUCCAUGUUUUUGUUAGGCCACCUGCCAAUGUAUUAUUUGAUAAUAGCCUAUUAUCGUGUAUUGGUCUAUAUUAUAUGAUCCCAGCCGCUCAGGUCAGCUGGGUUUUGUUUGAUAAUAAUUAUAGUAGUAAUAUCCAAAUUGUUCAUGUGCA
Molecule: messenger RNA, 2736 nt
Organism: Carica papaya (papaya)
Lineage: Eukaryota; Viridiplantae; Streptophyta; Magnoliopsida; Brassicales; Caricaceae
Gene: ARC6
Product: Chaperone DnaJ-domain superfamily protein
Biological process (GO): chloroplast fission
Cellular component (GO): chloroplast inner membrane
Source: RefSeq, a predicted model, not a curated record